Helianthus annuus (common sunflower) is the source of this 1649-nucleotide messenger RNA. RefSeq names its product UDP-glycosyltransferase 83A1. Lineage: Eukaryota; Viridiplantae; Streptophyta; Magnoliopsida; Asterales; Asteraceae. Gene Ontology annotation, molecular function: UDP-glycosyltransferase activity. The record is from RefSeq and is a predicted model, not a curated record.
CCCGAUUAGGGAAUGGGGUCACCGAUCCCCCUCCCCGCUAGUGCCCCGUACACCCUUAUAAUCCAACAGUAAAACAUAAAUCAUUAUAUAUAAGUGCAAAACAUUGAGUCUUUCUAAACAUUCAAAAAAAUGAAAAAUAUUCAUAUCCUAGCAGUACCUUAUCCAGCACAAGGCCAUGUGAUGCCUCUUAUGGAGGCAACACGGUGUUUCACCAGCAACGGUCUCAAGGUCACGUUUGUGAACACAGAGUUCAUUCAAAAAAGGCUUAUGAGUGCCUGUUUAGAGAUAGAUUGUCCGAGUGAUUUGAUGCAGUUAGCUUCGAUCCCUGAUGGGAUGGAACCUUGUGGUGACAGAAAUGAUCACGGGAAGUUGGCAAAAACAAUGUUCCAACUUAUGCCCACCAAACUAGAAGAGCUGAUAAAUGAUAUUAACAAAAACGAUGAUGAGAAAAUUACAUGCAUCAUUGCUGAUUGUUAUAUGGGAUGGGUACUAAGAGUUGCACGGAAGAUGAGUAUUAGACUAGCACUCUUUUGUCCCAGCUCGGCUGCAGUUUUGGCUGUGUCCAUGAGCCUUCAGAAGCUGAUGGAUGAUGAAGUUAUAAACCGCAGAUCAGGAGAAAUUCUGAAGGAUCAAAUGAUUCAGCUGUCAACCUCUAUGCCACUCAUGGACCCUGCGAAUUUUGUAUGGGCAUGUAUGGGCGACCCGGUCACGAACCAAAUUUUCUUUGAUUACCUGUUUCUUGAGGGUAAGGAUGCAGCAGAAGCAGCAGACCACAUAAUCUGCAAUUCAUCCAUGGAGCUGGAGCCUGGGGCAUUCACUCUAUUUCCAAAGAUGUUGCCAAUAGGUCCCUUUUGGAAAGAAGACUCUACUUGCUUAACAUGGCUCGAUCAACAGCCGGUCCGCUCGGUCAUUUAUGUUGCAUUUGGGAGCAUCACAAUUUUUGACCAGCUGCAAUUUGAAGAGCUGGCGUUAGGCCUCGAGGAUACCAAAAUGCCAUUCUUGUGGGUUGUUCGACCUGGCCCAAGUGGUAAUAUGGACUAUGUCUAUCCGAGCAGCUACAUGGACAGAGUAGGCAGUCGUGGGAAAAUAGUCAGCUGGGCACCUCAGCAGGAGGUCCUAAACCAUCCGUCAGUGGCUUGCUUCAUGAGUCAUUGUGGUUGGAACUCUACAAUGGAGGGCGUUAGCAAUGGCGUACCUUUUGUGUGCUGGCCAUACUUUGCUGAUCAAUUUUUUAACGAAACAUACAUAUGUGGUAUCUGGAAAACUGGUGUGGGUUUGAACAAAGAUGAAACAGGUAUUGUUACACGAGGAGAAAUCAAGAGUAAAGUGGAGCAACUGGUCAACAACAACAUACACAAAGCAAAUGCCUUGAAUUUGAAAGAAAAAUUAACGGACUGCUUGCGAGAAGGAAACUCCUCAAACAAAAACCUCAACAAGUUCAUUGAUUGGCUAAAGGAAGGAUGAACAUGUUUGAAUCAAUAAAACCGGCAAAUGAUCAUGCACAAAUGUUAAGAUUCCAUUGUACGUUUGCAAAAUUGCAUGUAUGCUUUUAGUUUGUGUUUACUUUGUUUGGUGAGUGGGGACUCCAUGUACGUUUGCAAAAGCAUUUUGACUUUUAAAAUAAAAAUAUGUGUUCCGUAUUCUACAAA